Messenger RNA from Pecten maximus, 1506 nucleotides. RefSeq lists its product as uncharacterized. The transcript has 4 exons. NCBI's taxonomy places the organism in Eukaryota, Metazoa, Mollusca, Bivalvia, Pectinida, Pectinidae. The record is from RefSeq and is a predicted model, not a curated record. Bases 467 to 946 code for a protein of 159 amino acids.
UGGGGCACAACUUCCCUUCAACACUUCGGAGCAGCCCAGGAUACACAAUAACCUUCAAACUUUAUGAAGACUGAGAUGACAACACGAUCAGCUUCGCUAUGUUGAUAGCAGUGUUUUAAUCUUAUAUAUUGUUAAUACAUUUACAAACUGACUGAUUUAGUCCAGAGGAGGCUUCAUGACUUUACUACAGUAAAAAGGAUGUGAACUUCACUUUGAUGUCACAGUGUGUAUAUCAAGGAAGGAAAUAUAUUAAAACCGGAAUUAAAAUGUAACAAAAUGCAACAUAAACAUCUGAUAUUCAGUUGUGAUCAACACACUACAGGUGUAAAAUACUAGACUUAAUGAUAUGGAUUAUUGAGUUAGUAGGACAAUUGUAAUUAUUAAAUAUUUGUUAGGACAGAUCUGAUGAUGUAAAUCCUUACAAACUAAAAAGGUACAUGAAAAUCAAGCUGUUGAGUGUUUCAAGAUGGAGUUAUCUUUUGUGUCAGAUUUCCAAUCUCCAUCAAAGCAGGGUCUAUGUUCCACCUUCCUACUUUUCUACUGUGCUGUUUCCUGCCACUUUUUACAAGUUGAUAGUGUAGAAGUUGGUGGAUACUGUAUAUCGUACGCCCAACAAGAGUGUCGUAACCUGUCCGACCCCUUGUACGAGGGUAUCUUUAAACCCACUCCAACAACAGACAUAUGUAGUCUAUUUGACACAUAUCACCACUGUAUACAGGGGAUAACCUUGAACUGUCCGAUUACUGCUGCAGAGAAGACUUUCUAUGAUACAAGUUUUGUACAGUUCUUCAAAAAAGAGUACGAGUGUCAUAUCUCUACCACAGGAACAUUACAUCAAAGUGAUAAAAAUGGAGGUUCAGUAUAUAAAUGGAACUCUCUGUGGAGCUUGUGGUGGCUGAUGGGAUAUGUAUACUUAAUUAAUCACCAAUUUACAACAUUCACAUAGAUAUUACUAGUGUGCACCAUGUCAGAUUGUUAUCUUGUUGGACUGUAAAAUGAAUCAAAACAAACUGUUGAGUAAUGAACAUAACUACACAAGUGAUGCAUGAAUUAGUACAUAGACAGACAAACUUGUGUGACAUUGUUUAUGGAAAGGACAGCUGUUCAAGCAAAGGACUAAAAUGUUUUUAAAAUGAGUUACCCACCCAUAUAUUUAUGCAAGUGAACAGUAAAAGUUACAUAUGUACAUGUACCUCUGCCAUAGCAAGGACAUUAUGACUGUGAAUGAGAGAUUUUGUGAACAGACUCCCAAUCAAGAGAGGAGGAGGAAGAGUGUUGGAUUUCCUGUGAUACUAGUAAUGUUGAGAUCUCUUUGGUGAUGCAUGUGUGAUUUUAUUUUCAAGUUGUGUUUUAUUGAGAAAAUGACAAAACAUUAAGAAAAAUGUAGAAUGAUACUUCAGAAACAACGAAUGUAUAUGAUGAUUUAUGAUUCUUAUAGGAGUAUGUCUUAAUCACUGAGUUUAAUUAAAUUAUUCUGAUUAUUCACAAAUGGUGUAAUCAUUGUCA